Geodia barretti is the source of this 363-nucleotide messenger RNA. Lineage: Eukaryota; Metazoa; Porifera; Demospongiae; Tetractinellida; Geodiidae. The record is from the annotation of a GenBank genome assembly.
AUGGCAGACGAGGAGCUGAAGAAAGCGUUCUCUGAGCUUCAGGUGAAGCGAAUGGAGACGACUCAACUGGUGGCCGUGUCAGAGGGACAGCGACAGGCUCUGCAGCGGAGCAUCACGCACUCUCAGCUCACGUGCAAGGAGAUAACCGAGUUUCCGGAGGGCACGCCGCUCUAUCAGAGCGUCGGACGGAUGUUUCUACUGGCCACGAAGGAGGAGGUAAAAAAAUCGCUGUCGGGAAACGAAGCAUCGGCCAGGGAAAAGAUCGGGGAGAUAGAAAAGAACAUCAGUCGCUGGGAAAAGGCGCUGAAGGAACAGGAGGACAGUCUGAGAGAACUCGUAUCGCACAAACAGAGCGAGAAAUGA